Vidua chalybeata is the source of this 569-nucleotide messenger RNA. Its product is annotated as histone H4. The record is from RefSeq and is a predicted model, not a curated record. Gene Ontology annotation, molecular function: DNA binding; structural constituent of chromatin; protein heterodimerization activity. Bases 32 to 343 code for a protein of 103 amino acids. Lineage: Eukaryota; Metazoa; Chordata; Aves; Passeriformes; Viduidae. The transcript has a single exon. Gene Ontology annotation, biological process: nucleosome assembly. Gene Ontology annotation, cellular component: nucleosome.
UAGCAGCAGCAGCAGCAGCGCGGGUGUCAUCAUGUCUGGUCGGGGCAAGGGCGGCAAGGGGCUCGGCAAGGGCGGCGCCAAGCGCCACCGCAAGGUGCUGCGCGACAACAUCCAGGGCAUCACCAAGCCGGCCAUCCGCCGCCUGGCUCGGCGCGGCGGCGUCAAGCGCAUCUCGGGGCUGAUCUACGAGGAGACGCGCGGCGUGCUCAAGGUCUUCCUGGAGAACGUGAUCCGCGACGCCGUCACCUACACGGAGCACGCCAAGAGGAAGACGGUCACGGCCAUGGACGUGGUCUACGCCCUCAAGCGCCAGGGUCGCACUCUCUACGGCUUCGGCGGCUAAAGCCUUGCGUUCUUUUUAAAACACGGCCCCCAUAUCACAAAGGCUCUUUUAAGAGCCACCCACGUAUUCCUUGAAAAGAGCUGUGUUGCUGUGUGUUGAUAUUGUUGCAUUUGCUGCUGGUUCCUUCCCUUUGACACUGUACCUCUCCCCUCCCUCUCGCUGUCCUGCUCUGAUUAGGUCAGGCCGCUGCUUCUCAGCGGCCUUUUGUAAAAAAACUGGGGUCUCU